CGGCAGUUCCCACAACAGCAACACACGGAACCGAUGUGCACAGUGGUGUUAUAUUAUAGUUCUUAUACGUAUAGGUAUAAAGAAAGUGCAGUUUUGGUGCUCGUGAACUGACAGGAGUGAAUCUAGAGAGUAAACGCCACGAAUUUUUGUCAAAACAUCCAGAGUUCAAGUGCGUGUAUUUUCAGGUAUUUUAGCGUCUACAUCAUAAUGUGGAGAAAUACCGAUAAGAGCUAAGCCGAUGGUGUAGUCAUCAUGGUCAUGCCAUAGGGCAUAGCAUAGGUGUGUGUCUCUCUCCCCCCAUAAGUAAUUACGGGAGAGCAAGUUGGAGCACUGCUCAUUUCGUUCGCUCAACGUUGCGCGCAUAUAAGCGAUGCGUAUUAUAUAUUAUUGUCCCGGUAGCUAACGAGCGUAUAACUAUAAGUGAAGGCCGAGGUGAGCCAAAGUGAGUGGACUACUUGUGGCUCGCCGCUCUCGCGUGAGUCGUUCAGUCGUGGCCCGUCGUCAGCCCGUGGGGCUGGAAAAAAAAGAAAAAGAAUUUUUUUGCUGCUCCAAAAGAAAGAGGGAGAGAGAAAGAGAGAGAGAGAGAGAGAGAGAGAGAAAGCCUGUUGAGCGUAUAGCACCUCGUCGCUGAGUAAUAAGAGUAUAUACGAGUGAGAAAGAGAGACAGAGAAGGAAAAAGAGACAACAGCUGAGGUGAAGAAGAAGAAGAAUCGAGGAAUCUUUGAAUCGGCGCGCCCUGCAUAACACUGCACGCUGCAUACCUAUACCUACUGUAUGCAUGCUUGCAAGCCGUCGUGUACAAAUAUAAAUGCUGAUCUCAGUGUUGCUAUGAGGUGCGAGCGGACGAGGCUCUUAACUGCUCGUUUUGACUCCGCUGCACCAUCCGCUGGACCAGAUCGUCCUAUUGCUGCCGCAACCGCCGGGUUAUUCUGCUGUUACCACGGCCUUUUCGAGACGCAGAGAAGCGAGCUGUGCUAUGGACUGCAGAAUCGACAAUUUCUUUAUCUGCUCUAAAUUUGACAUGUCAUAAGGUAACGGAGAGAACAAGUUCUUGGAAAAAUGGGCUUUUCCAGCAGUUUGCAGGGCCAGACUUCACACGAAGCUCUGCUGGGCCGGCAGGAUGCUGAGAUCAAGCUGCUCGAGACAAUGCGCAGAUGUCUCACCACGAAAGUCAAGUCUGAUAGAGAGUAUGCAUCUAACAUAUCUGCGCUCAGUACCCUUGGGAAGAAGGUUGAUCGCAGCGAAGAUUUGGUUGGAAGCUUGAUAGCUCAGAGUUGGAGAGACAUAAUGGAGUCAAUUGAUCAAACAGCCAAGUUAAUUAAACAACAAGCAGAUUCUAUGGAGAACAUUGUUGUAGAGCAUAUAUCUUCCCUUCAUUCUGAGAGAAGAAAAGCUAGGAAAUUUUAUCAGGAGGAACAAACUUGGUUGAAUAAUCAAUUCCAACAGCUGACUGAUGAAGUAACUCGAAAAAAGGCAGAAUAUCAAAAAAAUCUUGAAAUGUAUAAAUUGAUGAGAUCUCGGUUUGAAGAACAUUAUGUAAAAUCUGGUAGAGGAGGGAGAAAAUUAGACGAAGUGAGAGAAAAAUAUCAAAAAGCUUGUCGCAAACUCCAUUUGACCCACAAUGAAUAUGUGUUACUCUUGGGUGCUGUUACCGAGUGUGAGCAUGAUCUACGGACUUGCUAUUUGCCUAGUCUGCUUCAGAGGCAGCAAGCUAUUCAUCAAGACUUUGUGAUUGCUUGGAAAGGAAUCAUGCAAGAUGUAGUAAAAUACACAGAUUUUACAAAUGGAAAAUUUCAAGAAAUUCACACACGUAUGCAAAAGGCUGUAGAUACUAUAAAACCCAUUGAGGAGUAUAGAGAUUUUAUAGGAAAACAUAGAACCAGGCCUGCAUCUCCCAUCAGGUUUAUAUUUGAUGAAAAUCUUGUUGAUGAUACAUCAGGAAAAUUGCUUCCAAAUAAACUCACUGUUGAUAAUUUAACAAUAGAUUGGUUAAGAAAUCGACUAACAGAACUAGAAACUUCUUUAAAAACAACACAGUCAAGUCGACAAACUGCCCAACCUAAUACUGAAAAUAAUUGUGAUACAAAAUCAAGUUUAGACUACUCACAAGAGAGAGAAGAACUUAGGCUCCGCUGUCAAGAAAGAAAAUUACAAAGACAGGCUGAGGUGAUCAGAGCAGCUUUAAAUGAACUUGGCUGUGAAGAACUACCUUCUGGUUGUGAUCUCUCCAUGGAAGGUUCCUUUACAGAACCAGUAAAUAAGACAAGUGUAAUAACGGAUAAUGGUUUUUUUACUUUACGAAGAAAUCAAAAAUUCAUGACAAUCCUUAAAUCACCCUUUAAAUCACUGCCAGUAAUACAUAACGAGAAAAAAGGUCUAGUUAGAGCCGGUAGUGAAGGAUCUACUGUUCAUAGAGCUGUAGAGUCUGGGUCAGAUGUACCAAUACGUGGAAUCUCUAGUUGUAAUAAUCAAAAAGGAAAUGGCAAUGGUGGCCUCAUGGAAGAAGAGUGGUUCCAUGGUGUUUUACCGCGAGACGAAGUAGUACGACUCUUAGUUAAUGAAGGAGAUUUUUUGGUACGCGAAACCAUCAGAAAUGAAGAAAGCCAAAUCGUUUUGUCUGUGUGUUGGGAUGGUCAUAAACAUUUCAUAGUUCAGACAACACAAGAGGGACAUUUUCGCUUUGAAGGUCCUACAUUUCCAUCUAUUCAAGAGCUUAUAACACAUCAACUCAAGUCUGGAUUACCAGUCACUAGUCGAUCAGGAGCUAUUUUACAAACUCCUAUUUCAAGAGAGCGUUGGGAACUUAACAACGACGAUGUUGUAUUACUUGAAAAAAUCGGCCGUGGUAAUUUUGGAGACGUUUAUAGGGCACUGUUAAAAACUUGUAAGACUGAAGUAGCUGUUAAAACUUGUAAAGUAACGUUGCCCGAUGAACAGAAAAAAAAAUUUCUUCAAGAAGGUAGAAUAUUGAAACAAUAUGAUCACCCAAAUAUUGUCAAACUCAUAGGAAUUUGUGUGCAAAAACAACCUAUAAUGAUUGUUAUGGAAUUAGUUCCUGGUGGAUCUUUACAAACAUAUUUAAGAAAAAAUGCUUCUAAUAUAACACAAGUGGGACAGCUUCAAAUGUGCAAAGAUGCUGCUGCUGGAAUGUGUUAUUUAGAAUCAAAAUAUUGUAUUCAUAGAGAUUUAGCAGCUCGAAAUUGUCUCGUUGGAUAUGAAUCAAUUGUUAAGAUCUCAGAUUUUGGUAUGUCGAGGGAAGAAGAGGAAUAUAUUGUAUCUGAUGGAAUGAAACAAAUUCCGAUAAAAUGGACAGCCCCAGAAGCACUUAACUUUGGAAAAUAUACAUCGCUGUGUGACGUCUGGAGUUAUGGAGUUCUGAUGUGGGAAAUUUUUUCCAAAGGCGGUUCUCCAUACAGCGGUUUAUCAAAUUCACAAGCCCGUGAAAAGAUAGAUGGAGGUUAUCGAAUGCCGGCUCCAGAAGGAACACCAGAAGAAAUUUAUCGUCUCAUGUUACGAUGCUGGGAAUAUGAACCUGAGAAAAGACCGCACUUUGAUCAAAUAUAUUCGGUUAUUGAUACAAUAACACAAGCUUACAAAUUGGUGCAAGCUUAAAUUAAAUUUUUAUAUAUAGUAUUUUUGGAUAGUAUUUUUGCAAUGACGUUUUAAAAUAAUUGUUGCGCAUUAAAAGAGACAAAAAGAAGAGAAAUUAGCAACUUAGUUGCGCAUUUAAUGACCCUUUUGAAAUUGUCUAAUCGCACGAAAUACAGUUUUUAUGCUUAACGUGACAGUAUUUUGAAUACUAAUCGUGCAAUAAAUGAAAAAGGAAACUGUUAAGAGAUACAAAUCUCGAAUGUUGUUAUUCACAGAUCGAUGUGCUCGUCAAGUGAAGUAUUGUAAUAAUUGUAAGAACCAUUACAUCUGUUUUUAACUACUUAGAAUAUU
Molecule: messenger RNA, 3942 nt
Organism: Nasonia vitripennis (jewel wasp)
Lineage: Eukaryota; Metazoa; Arthropoda; Insecta; Hymenoptera; Pteromalidae
Gene: FER
Product: tyrosine-protein kinase Fer
Exons: 16
Coding region: 1060-3612 (850 amino acids)
Biological process (GO): peptidyl-tyrosine phosphorylation
Molecular function (GO): non-membrane spanning protein tyrosine kinase activity; ATP binding
Source: RefSeq, a predicted model, not a curated record